GUCCAUCUAGGGCUUCCGUAGCUCCCACACUCUAAGUGAAUAAAUAACACCUUUUCUUUACUGGGUGCUGACAGUAGAAGGUUGUAAUUAUCAGUAAUUUAUUACUGAAUCCUUCGUCCCGGACUUUGUGAUCCGUCUUUUCUGUCGCCAAUAAGGGGGAGGAGGAGGAGGGAGAAGGAGGAGGAGGAGAAGGGCUGGUAUCGCAGCUGUGAUGGGACUACAAAUCCGUUAGUACCCACAUCCUUCUCGUCCUCUUCCAUCAUGGCUCCCCAUAUGGACAGACCAGGAUACUGGGGGCAUUUGACCUCAACGAUUGACUGGUGUGAAGAAAAUUAUGUCGUCUCUUUUUACAUCGCCGAAUUUUGGAACACUGUCAGCAACCUGAUUAUGAUUCUUCCCCCCAUUUAUGGAGCCAUCCAAACGUUUCGUGAUGGCCUCGAGUUUCGCUACGUUUGCUCUUUCCUCGGACUUUCGGUUGUUGGAGUUGGUUCCUGGUGCUUUCACAUGACGUUGCAGUACAAGAUGCAGUUAAUGGACGAGUUACCGAUGAUAUACAGCACCUGUGUCUUUGUCUACUGUCUAUACGAGUGCUUCAAACAACAGAACAAGAUUGGCUUUAUUCCCAUAGCACUGUUGUUAUUCUUCAGUGUCUCCGUCACUCUGGUAUAUUUACACUGGAAGGAGCCAGUCUUUCACCAGGUCAUGUACGGCACUCUCGUAGCUUGUCUGGUGAUACGAUCCAUCUACAUCGUUACAUGGGUGUAUCCAUGGCUCCGACCGCUGUGUUACACCUCAUUGGGGAUCUUCAUGUUAGGGUUCUUCUUCUGGAACAUGGACAAUUUUUACUGUGGCGUAUUAAGAAAUGCCAGACAUAACCUCCCCCCUGUCGUGGGGGCAGUAACGCAGUUCCACGCCUGGUGGCACAUCCUCACAGGCCUGGGAUCCUACCUGCACAUACUCCUCAGCCUGCAGAUAAGGACAACCUACCUCAAGCACAGACCAAAAGUGAAGUUCCUGUGUGGAGUGUGGCCCACUUUACACAUUGAACCAGUGCCACAGAAGACGAGCUGAAAUGAAGGGAUGGGGACCAACUUCAUGAUGGUGACUCCAUGUCCAGACACCAUCAGCACAAGGAUCUCCAAUACCCCCGGCUGGGAACCCAGCACACAGCGAGGGGGCGGGUGGACCACAGGGCUCCAACCUGGGGACCCUUUGGUUCUGCACUGUGGGGAUUAACUAAGUACAGUAUAGCACCGGGUCCAGUUUUAAGAAAUGGAAGAUCUUUGUCUUUAAUCACUUUUUAGUAGAGUAGAGUGUAAUCAUUUUAAUUGCUCAUUAAUUUUCAAUGCAAAUAUGAUGUUUAGUCCACUACAGAGGUAAUGCUGAAGGGGUAAUGAAUGUGAUCUUAUUGUGAUUAAGGGAAUAGGGAAAACAGGAUCAGAUUCAUGUUGUAUGUUUGAUUCUGCAGAUAUUUGACGCCUGGAGGUAUGUAAACAGAUCCCUAAACUAGAGCAGAACUAAGAGGUUAGCUUCUGUGUCGUCUCACAUGCAGCUGAGGGAGCUCUACUUCCACCACAGUGUUGUCUAAUCCCUUUUCAAUUAUUGUGUUGAGUUUUUUUGAUGUGCUCACUACACGUGGGAUUGUAGCCUCCAGCUGGAGCGUGGAAGUGAUACUGUUCAGCUCAUACGCCUUCAUUUGCUUUGCCAGAGGCUUCAUUAUUACUUGAAAACACGCCAAGACUGGAAUAAUCUCUUCACUUCUUGAUUUCUUUGCCAAAGUUGCUCUGGGAACUGAAUUAGUCAUAUGAUGUGUGGGACCUGUUAAUCUUUUAACUUGUUAUAAUCAAGAAAGGGAAGCAGUGCUUUUGGAUAUUUGUAUGCAGCCUCAUUACACUGAAUUUUAAUUUUAUCUAGGACAGGGUUCAGAUUGCGGCAGGAGCACAGAGCAAGUUGAACCACUUUCUUCAUCUCAUGUUUCUGUGGACAGAGAGACACAUUCACCAUCUUUAAAGAGAUACUGCACACAUUUGCUCGAGCCCUCUGGGGGUGAGUGUUGGGUUGUUUCAGAACCACAAUGAGCCUCCCUCAGGGUGUAUUAUAUAUAAACAAAAAGAAAACUGUUAGACCAGAAAGACACAAAUGAUGCAGACACUGGAAUCACACUGAAAAUACAUUAACUCACCACAUAGUCAAAUUGAGGAAAUGAACGUGUACAGCUCUCUCUGGAGGGUAGCAGAAGUUAAAAUGUGUAUUGUUUAAAUUGAUUUGUUAGAGUUAGAUGUCUUUAUUGUCUUGGUUUAAAGGACCAGGAGAAAGCGUAGACUGUGUCUUGAUCUUUGCACCUUCCCCUGCUUUGUUACUCUGUCUGUCCUUCAGAACUCCACAUGUCCAGGUAAACCAAUUCCCUAAUAAUUAGUUGUGGAGUAUCAAGCAUAUUAGUUGCAAAGUGGCUCUUUACUAGUCAAUAUUAAGCCGUUAUUAAUGCAUUAUACUGCAUGACCAAGAAUUUAAGAGUUUCAGUGAGUGCUUUCCUUUUCACUGCAUUUUACCUGAGUAAAACCGCAAUUUUAUACGAAGAAACUUGUAGCACAUGAAAUUCGUAAAGGUUGUGUUACACAGGAUCUCCUGUAGGUUAGAACAAGAUUAGUCAAUCUCACUUAAUAACAGUAAAUGAAUGCAAUCUUUUUUUAAAUCUGUAGAACAAAACUAAAGGUGUUAAGAUGUACAAACAAUUCUAAAAUGGUACCAGGUGAGGUCUCGUUCUUAAAUUCUCUUGUUUUUUUUAUUCUUGUUAUAACACAAAUUCCCCAUUGUAGGCAAAUCAUAUAUAAAUCACUGAUAUUCAUAUAAAUAUGUGAUUUAUUUAGAAUUAUUACUGAAUUUUCUGAAUAGCAAUUAUUGCUAUAAACAAACACUGAUAAAUAGAAAGGUCUUAUAAGAUUUUAUUUUCCCAUUCAGAGGAUAAAUAUCACUCUUAAAGUAUGGACCACUUAAUAAUUAUUCACAAAUAUGAAACACCUUUUUUUCAGGUACUUAUGAAAACAACAUAUAUAUAUAAAGCUAAUGGAGCUUUUUGAUAUGCAUAGAGACCUCAGAUUUUCAGGAAGUAUCUCUGUUGUAGAGUACAGUCAUGCAGGAUAUGGCAUUAUUAAUGCUUUAUAAUGACUUGUUAAGAACUAAUAUGCUGCAAAUUUGCAUCCAUAUAAGCAACUGUUGAUGGGUGAAUAUGUGUCACAAAUAGGGUGUUGUAAUUUCACCGAUUGAAUUUCGUAAAACGCAAACAUUGGUACGGUUGAACCGUCUCAGACAUCACUUCAUCUCUAAAUACCGAAGACUUAAACCUGUCCCAGAGUAAUACCACAUUCAGUUUAUUUUAAUUUACUUAUUAUUUUGUUUUCCAACGGCACAUAUGUGAGAAGUCAAAAGGCACAUCCACCCUGUGAAGGACUGUCAUUGAGAGCAGUUUUAUGAUACAACCACUAGGGGGCAUAAACUUCCAGCUUAUGUCAGACAUUGCCAAGCAUGCCAGAGAGCAUUGCAGAACUACUACCUACCUACUGGAGAACUUAGCCUCAGUUUCAUGCAGUGGAUCUGUGGUGUGGAGUGAAGUCGUUGUAGUUUUGCUAUACUGUGAAUUUGUGGACAUGUAGAGGUUACUAUAGAAACCUGAGCUUGAAGUACAGUAGUCGUGUUCCAUUGGAAGAUGCACAAUUUUAUUCACGUGGCCUCCUAUACUGCCACACACCGGGUUAUUUCCUUAAACUCAAUAUAUUCCAAUAUAUUCAUAUUUGGUUUCACCUACUAACUCUCAUAUAACAGUGGUUUAAGUGUUGCAAACAGUCAUAAGCACAAUAUAUGAAAGAUAAGUAUUAACAUUGUCCAGAAGUCUGUGCUGAGUCAUUGAUAUUAGUCAUUUUCUUGAACUCACUGCUCAUCAGUAGAGGUGAGAGGGUGCCUUAUUGUUAUCUCUGCAGUGUAAUCCAAGUUGCCUUGAUGUUCAUGAUAUACAACGUCAUCCCUUGUGUUGUGCAGUAUCCCCUGAUUAUCAGCAGUAAAGAGCACCAGGAGGAUGGAAAGUAAAAGGUUAUAUCUCAAAGUCUGUCCCUUAAUUUAUUGGCCCUCCAUUCAUUUCACCUGUCGAACGUCGCUGUUACAGGUUCUUCUAAUGAUGUUAACUGUAGCUGUGAGUGAUAAUACUAACGUGUUGAGGCCAGAUGAGCAAACUCUGCCAACUUUUUGGUUCAACUUUGGUCAUGUGCCAGUUUUAAACGAUGUUCUGUAUUGUCAAAUAAAAAGAAAAGUGUCCAGA
Molecule: messenger RNA, 4309 nt
Organism: Notolabrus celidotus (New Zealand spotty)
Lineage: Eukaryota; Metazoa; Chordata; Actinopteri; Labriformes; Labridae
Gene: acer3
Product: alkaline ceramidase 3
Exons: 11
Coding region: 262-1071 (269 amino acids)
Biological process (GO): phytosphingosine biosynthetic process; ceramide metabolic process
Cellular component (GO): endoplasmic reticulum membrane
Source: RefSeq, a predicted model, not a curated record